GACUCAUAUUCACAAACCGUACAAUUCGUUCGAAGCAGCAACAAUCGUUUGCCUGUUCAACAACGUCGACGCUUCGCAACACGCCAGCGAAAUCUCUCACUCGAAAUUAAACAGAGAAUAAAUCAGUUUCUACAGAUCAACAGCAUAUCUCCUCUUGGCCGAUAUUUGUGUUUGACUCACAAAUCACCCCUCCAUUUCACCCCGCGAAUCGCAGACAUCCCACCCCGGCUUCACUACCUAGCUACGACAACUGGCGACUGUGACUCCGACCGAUACACCUCCUAGUAGAUAUGGCCCCUCUUUCUACAGGCUACGCGCCUGAUCUCGAGAAAUAUCUCAGGUCUCUCAAGGGUCAAGCACUGGAAUCCUCUGUUGAGAGCCUCAUCUGUCUCCUCAAGCGACGACAAAUCAAGGGCUCUGAGCCCUGCGCCGUCGCUACAGCUCACAUUCUACUCCAAGUCGUCGCCCGAUCGAAAUGGUUCAACGUUGACAGCUUGAUCGACAACGUCUCGCGUAUUGGUCGUCGCCUGGUCGAGGCUCAGCCCAAAGAGCUCGUUAUUGCCAACAUUGUGCGCCGAGUCCUAGGCCUCAUUCGUGACGAAGCUGCCGAGGAUAGAAACGAGGGUGCGAGUGAAACCCCUAGUGACGCCCAGAUCACACCAACCGAUGCUGUCCCGAACCCAGAUGCCCUUUCUCACCAAUGGCCUCCUUCGACAUAUGGCAAGCAAGAUUCUGCCGGAGACUAUAUCACCAACAGCGCCAAACCUCCUCCCGCUCGGCCUGGUCCACUAUCCUCCUACAGCUCAGUCAACGUGCCUAAGACUCUCUUUCACCUCCUCUCAGUGUCUACACCCGGCGAGCUCGCGCCCAGCAGCCAGGGAUCGCCCCUAGGUCUUUCAGGGGCAUCAACUCCUUCAUGGAGAGCUCCUUCGGCUCAGGUUCAUGCUUUGAGAUCAGAGGUCAUCGACGGUAUUGAGGAGAUCAAGGAUGAGAUCAGCUCUGUGGACGAUCAAAUCGCGGCCUUGGCUGACGUUCAGAUUCACCCUGGCGACUACGUGCUCAUUCAUCAGCCCUCACCUACAGUCGAGCGAUUCAUUCUUCGCGCAGCUUUGAAGCGCCGAUUCACAGUUCUCAUCGCGACCGAGCCACCAAAAAAACAGACCCCAGAAAUCCCCCAUGCCUCGUUCCGUAAGAAGCUCGCUUCCGCUGGUAUUACAGUGAUCAACAUCAUGAAUGGAGGGUUGAUGGCAUACAUGUCCCGAGUGGACAAGGUCAUUCUGGGGGCGCACUCGAUUGUCGCCAGCGGUGGUGUUAUGGCCGAUGCGGGUGCUGCAGCCAUUGCUCGAGCCGCAAAAGAGCGAGGACGUGCUGUUAUUGUCCUCGGCGGCGUGUACAAACUCAGCCCUGUGAACCCUUUCAGCGGAGAGCUUUUGAUUGAGUGGGGAGACUCUGCCAGCUUUGUCAACUUUGCGGAUGGACACAUGGUGAACAGCGUCGAGGUUCGGACUGCCCUCAAUGAGAUGGUCCCUCCAGAGUUGAUCGACAUAUACAUCACCAAUCUGUAAGUCAAGAGGUCGUUGUGUAAGGCAAACAACUAAUUUUUCAUUCAGGGGGACACACUCAAGAGAUCACUUGUCCAGUCUCAUCGCAGAUCAUUACAAGACGGAGGAUGUCGAUUUUUUCCUUAACGAAGAAUGAUGGAGGAAUACAAAAAAUCAAAGGAAAAGAAAACGUCGCAAAAGUUGUGCCAUUCAUUCAUUUCUCGGCGUUGAGCGAGACAGGGUUUCCACUAUCCAGUCAAGGAGUGAAGGUACCAUAGAAUUUGCUUGAUAGCACAUAUCACCAGCGUUUAAAAUUUCAACCAUAUUGGGUUGAGAUCAGCCUCACACAAAUCAUCAGAUUACACCGCAACCGUGUGCAUCGUAUCGAGUCGUAUGCG
Messenger RNA from Fusarium odoratissimum NRRL 54006, 1939 nucleotides. Its product is annotated as translation initiation factor eIF-2B subunit beta. The record is from RefSeq and is a predicted model, not a curated record. Gene Ontology annotation, biological process: translational initiation. NCBI's taxonomy places the organism in Eukaryota, Fungi, Ascomycota, Sordariomycetes, Hypocreales, Nectriaceae. The coding region runs from base 291 to 1565 and encodes 424 amino acids. The transcript has 2 exons. Gene Ontology annotation, cellular component: eukaryotic translation initiation factor 2B complex. Gene Ontology annotation, molecular function: translation initiation factor activity; guanyl-nucleotide exchange factor activity.